Messenger RNA from Paramecium tetraurelia, 1104 nucleotides. RefSeq lists its product as uncharacterized. The record is from RefSeq and is a predicted model, not a curated record. Lineage: Eukaryota; Ciliophora; Oligohymenophorea; Peniculida; Parameciidae. Gene Ontology annotation, biological process: transcription-dependent tethering of RNA polymerase II gene DNA at nuclear periphery; RNA export from nucleus. Gene Ontology annotation, cellular component: nuclear pore. The transcript has 3 exons. Gene Ontology annotation, molecular function: ubiquitin binding; RNA binding.
AUGUACAACACACAACCUCAAUUUUAAAAUAUUGUUUAGUCACAAAGAGUCGUUAAUGAUAACUUGAUGGACACAGUUUCAGAAAUCAGAUGGAACAAAGACGUUUUUGUGACUUCAUCUUGGGAUGGGUAUAUCCGGUUCUACUAGGUUUAGCUGCAACCCGGAUUUAGGGCUAACAUACAAGUAGACUUCAAGACAGCCAUUGAUUGUUAAGAGCCAGUGUUAUCUGUGAGUUGGAAGUAGGACAUGUCAAUGGUAUUCGCUGCAUUGGCUGAUAAUACAAUCAGAGCAUAUGAUGUGAAAACACAGAGUAUGGCAAUCGUUGGAAUUCACGAUGAUUGUCCUGCUAGGUAAGUAUUUUGGAAUGAGGACAUGAAACUAAUAAUAUCAUUGGGUUUGGAUAAAAAGUUAAAAUUUUGGAAUCUAUAGGCAAGUGGUGGAGGAAAGCCCUAGCCUGCAUUCUCAUUGGAUUUACAGCACGUACCAACAGCUGGAGAGUAGAGUGGAAAUGAACAAUUUUUCGCAUAUGCAGAUGUUGAUAAUAAGUUUAGAUGGCUCCAUUGGAGUGCAUUGAGAGGCAAUUAGAGCAGUGUGGCAUCACGAAGUUUCUUUAAUAUGGAGGACAAUUAUUUAGUAGGGUAGAUUUCUUGUGUGGCAGUCAAUGAUAAUGCUUCGUAAUUGGCAUAUGCGACAGUGGAUGGGAGAGCUUUGGUAAAGUCAAUUAACAGUAGAGGAGACUUAGCAAGCAAAAUCCAAUUCAAAUGCUAUAAGGUAGAUGAGGAAGUGAAGGUAUCAUAAUUCAGAACAGAGAAAGUAUCUCGAAUGUAUAUGUGCAAUUCUUUUUAAUUUAAUUGUCGAUCAUCCAAUUGGGCUGGCACUUUAGGAUCUGAUGGCACUCUAGCCUUUUGGGACACUGGUAAAAAGCAGAAGAUCUUAGGUGUUAAAUUGGAUGGACCAGCUAUUGCAGGUUAAGUUUCACAAGACGGGUAGAUAUUUGCUUAUGCGACUGGUUAUGAUUGGGCUUAGGGUUUGGAUAAAGUUGGAGAGUUCACAAACAGAGUGGGAGCAGCAUAUAUUGAGGAGAAGUUUCUACCUUCGCAUUGA